AUGGGCAUGGGCAAGACAUUUCAGGCAACGGUCUUGGCAUGUAUUUUCGUGCUUGCUGACCCGAGUUUUAUCGUCCACAUCGUUUGCCCUGCAGCUUUGAUGGAUCAAUGGCAAGCGGAGCUGCAGCAUGUAUUUGGUGCCGUCCCACCGGCAGUGAAGAUCUUGUCUAUGGACAGCAAGGAGAAGCCAUGUGCUUCUGGACUUUUGAUCCUCGAUGAGAUACACUUAAUUAAAAACAAACGGUCCAAGCGCUACAACCGAUUCCUGGAUUGGCCAUGCAGUCUUCGCUUAGGACUAACUGGGACUCCGAUUCAAAACGAUUUGGUGGAGUUUCUUGCAAUUGUGGCCUUGCUACGCCCCGGUCAAGAGAUUCCUGCUGUGAACCUCACUGUUGUACGUGACGCGCGAGAGCCAGGCGCGACAUUGGAGAAGAUCGGCGAAGCGGAAAAGCAGCUGUCUUCGUUGCAGGCCUUCACCUGCGACUUCAUGUUGCAGCGCGAGAUGGACAGCCAUGCACUGCCACGCAAGACGACGCACUUGGUUUUUUUGCCACUGCCGGAGCGCGUGAGAGUGCAAUACCAAAAGACCUUGGACGAAGCUUCUUCUGCUACAGCAAGGAAAUCGGCUUCCAUCGAGACUUUGGAGAACCUCAACAAAGUGCUGUAUUCGAUGACCAAUGGCAAUCCCAAGUUCGACUAUGUCAAGACGUGGCUUCGUGCGUGCGAAGGCAAAUGUGUCAUAUGCUCUUCUCGGCUUGAUGUGCUUGAAGCUUUGACGAAGCUGUUGGUGGAACUCGACGUGGAUUUUGCUUACUUCACUGGCACCCAGAAAGAUCGCGAAGAGCAUUUGAAAGCCUUUGCCAACCUGCCAUCAGUCAAGGUCUUGCUAUUGAGCAAAGGCUGCGGAGCAGCAGGGCUCAACCUCACGUCCGCAUCGCACAUGCUGCUGAUGGAACCAGCUUGGAAUCCCAGUCAAGAUGCCCAGGCGCAGGCGCGCGUGUGGCGUCUGGGGCAGAAACGACCGUGCUUCAUCACGCGGCUCAUUUUUGCCGGGUGCUUGGAGGAGAAGAUACUGCAACGGCAGACAUACAAGCGUGGUUUAUGGAAGCAAGAACUGGAAACGGCAGAUGUGGAACAGCGGCAGCUUCGAGACAUAUGGUUCUUCAAGCCAGAGACCAGCUGCGCAACUUGGGAAUCGCUGUCGAAUAAAGAGGGCGUGUACGCCGAGAUGCACGGCAUGACCUGGCAAGGUGUACAACUGGCAAGCUACUUCCACGUGCUGGUUAUCGACGGCUCCACCAUGACCUGUAGCAAUGCUAAUUGUCAUCUGCGAGCAUCCAAGAAGAACAUCUACCUGUACAGAGGAUCGGGUAAAUUUGCUUCGAACUGCCCGAUUCCUGCGGCUGCGGCCGCAAAAGCCGCUGCAGCAAAGGCCGCUGCAGCGAGAGCCUAA
Messenger RNA from Symbiodinium sp. CCMP2592, 1452 nucleotides. The record is from the annotation of a GenBank genome assembly. Lineage: Eukaryota; Dinophyceae; Suessiales; Symbiodiniaceae.